UAUGCCCAAGUAUCCCUCAGCGUUUCCAGUCAUAUUUCUUUCUUAAAAAGUUUAUACAUAUAUACAAGAAAUUCUGGUGAUAGCAAUUAUGUGUCUGCGAUUAGUUGGAAGUGCGCUCUGUUGCUGUUGCAAAUUGGGUCUCAAAUGCUUGUGCUUUUUUGCCUUCUCCACGAUCGGAAUUCUGAUCAUAGUAGCUUUGGUGGUGUAUUUUUGUUUCUUCUUCAAUAAAUCGGAGGACACUACAACAAAGGCCUACUCGGAUUCUACGACGGACACCACUCUAGAGGACAGCAUAACCAGUACUACUGAUACCAAGAUGCUAAUCAGAGCGUAUCUUCAUCAACUAAUAGAUAGAAUAUGAUUUGUAAAAAAAUAGGUAUCGAAAAUUCAAUAAAAC
Molecule: messenger RNA, 397 nt
Organism: Drosophila subpulchrella
Lineage: Eukaryota; Metazoa; Arthropoda; Insecta; Diptera; Drosophilidae
Product: protein midgut expression 1
Exons: 2
Coding region: 89-361 (90 amino acids)
Source: RefSeq, a predicted model, not a curated record